CCUCCGACUACACCUCCCACUCUCUCUCUGCCAUUCACCCUUAAUCAUCCUUAUUCUGUCCCACAACCCCCACCCAGCCUCCAGUGGGCGGUGUGCGGACAUGUGCGCCCCUCCUCUCCCAUAGUGUCUGCAUAAUAGUGGCCGUGGAAUGGAUUUGAACUUGCAGCCAGAGCUGAGAGGUGGAAGAGGUCCGGACACCAGGCGUCUGUGUGAGAGGAGCCGCCGCACCACAGGGAUCAAACCUCCGGGACUUUCGUUUGCAGAAAGUUUUCACUGAUAACCCGGACGCAAGCCAGCUGGAUUUUCUGACUUUUUAAAAAUAGCGUUAACAAGAUCGUUUUGAGAUGUUUCCUCACAUCCUCACAUACCUGCUGUGUCUGGUGUGUCUGGGUUCUGCUCGUCCUCAACCAGCGCCACCACACUCAGUGGGAGUGGAGAAGAACUCACCUGCAGCCGGCUCUCUGUCAGGCCGAGUGGUGCUGCCAUGUCACUUCUCCAUGAUGCCAGAUUCUCCCAGCAGCUUGGCAUACACUCCCUCACCCACCACACACACCUUUACACCUGGACCUCUCCUCCCUGCCGAUGCUCCUCACACUGAGGAGGAGCAGCUGAGAAUCAAGUGGACAAAGCUGGAAGGAGAGGGAGAGAGGGUGGUGCUGGUGGCCCAGGCAGGGUUGGUCAAAGUGGGGCCAGAAUACAAGAGCAGGGUGUCUGUGCCCAGUCACCCGCUGUCGGUCGGGGACGCCUCUCUGAUCAUAGUGAAGCUAAGGGCCAGUGACGCAGGACUGUACCGCUGUGAGGUGAUGCAUGGGAUGGAGGACACUCAGGACACUGUAAGCCUUAAUGUCACUGGUGUGGUGUUCCACUACAGAGCCAGCACCAGCCGCUACACCCUGGAUUUCCCUGGCGCUGUGGAGGCGUGUCAUGCUGUAGAUGCCUCCGUCGCUACACCAGAACAGCUGAAGGCUGCUUUUGAGGACGGCUUGGACCAGUGUGAUGCAGGCUGGCUCGCCGACCAGUCAGUCAGAUAUCCAAUCACCGUGCCCCGUCCUGGCUGUGCAGGUGAUCUGACGAACAAGCCAGGAGUGAGAACAUACGGCAUCCGACCCCCCACAGAGAAAUAUGAUGUGUACUGCUUUGCAGACAAAUUUCAUGGCGAGGUCUUCUUCCCUCCAUCUAUUAGCGUCAAAGUCACCUUGCAGCAGGCAAGAGAGGAGUGUGAGAAACACGAUGCCGUGCUGGCGUCGCCUGGUCAGUUGUUUGCAGCCUGGAGGGCGGGGCUGAACAGAUGCGACUACGGUUGGCUGUCUGACGGCAGCGCCCGCUACCCCAUCACCUUCCCCAAGCCUCAGUGUGGAGGGGGCCAGCUGGGCGUUCGCACACUGUACAAGUACGAAAACCAAACUGGCUACCCAGACCCCUCGGAAAAGCAUGGACUUUUCUGCUUCAAGGCCUAUCUACCAGAGCCGACUACCAUGAGCCCAGCGACGACUCCAGCUGUGUACAAACCUCACGACCCAACAUACGAUCCCCACACUACAACACUGUGGCCACUCUCAGACCCUGAAAGGGCUGAAAUUCAAACAAGAAGACCAGAGCCGGCUGCAUACUCUCCAACAGAGAGGCCACACACAGCCUCACCAGAUCAACUUGGGGCCCUCCACACCUCCCCCCACACCACAGCUUCGGUGACCCCCACUCCCAGCUUAGACAACGAUGAUGUUCAGAGUUUCGGCAUCAACAAGGUGGAGUCGGUACCAGUUAGAGGACACGUUGUGGUCCCCAUGGAGCUCCCUCCCUUACCCACCCUCCCCUCCCAGACUGAACAACUUGACAUCUCCCAAGGGGGGGGGGAGGGGGGCCAGGCGGGGUCGGGCCGAGGUGAGAGCGGGCAGGGAGGCAGCGGUGACGACGGCUCCAGUAGGGCUGAGGCAGGAGCAGUGGAGACCCCAUCACAGGUGUCGGCAGAAACCGUAUCAAUACCGAGUCGGCUUCUAGAAACGACCAUGGGGCCGGAGCUGAGCGUGGAAACCACAUUGAGACCAUCACAGCUUCCAGAGAUCACCCCACAGCAUGUUGGCCCAGGGAUGCUCACCCCAGAGGUCGUCACCCCAGAGGUCGUCACCCCAGAGGUGCUCACCCCAGAGGUCGUCACCCCAGAGGUGCUCACCCCAGAGGUCGUCACUCCAGAGGUCGUCACUCCAGAGGUCGUCACUCCAGAGCCGUGCCUCCCUGUUGGUAGUGGAGAUGAUGGGCGAGAAGAUCCUGCUGUGGUUUUUAAAGAGGACGUCCCCACUAGAGCGACGCUCACUUUUGACCUCGACCAAUCGUUGUCCAUUCCUGCUGUAGGUGAAGAGUCAUCAGCCAAACCCCCAUUCCAUCUCAUCAUCGUCAAUGUGCACAACCAGAAUCAGUCAGUUGACCACAUCCUGGAAAUCUUAAACCAGCCUGGAAACAGCAUCGCCGGCUCCCAGUCCCUGUUCCCCCAGAUCACUGACCUUUCACAUGUGACCAGCGAAGCUAUCCAGGGCAGCGGAGACAUAGACUCUCUGGAGCCCUCACCCAUCAACCUGCCUCCAACUGUCAGCUUUUUCAAUGGAAAACACGAGGUGACAUUUGAGCCAGAGCAGCCAGAGGAAGCUCGAGGGGAUCAGUUUGAGACGGCUACUCCUGUUCGAGUAGAAGACAUGGAAGUGGAGGAGAAGGAGGACGGGGAAAGCGUGACUCCUUUUGACUACAGUGUCUUAGAAAUCCAAACAGAGGCGACACCGCCAGAGGAAACCAGUGAUGCAGUCACUCACCCUGCAAAUAUGUAUCCAGAUGUGGUAACAGACUCGGACACUGACGUAUACAAGGUCCCUUAUGUCUUUACAGACUUUGAGAGCGUCAGAACUCAAAAACCAGAUCAGAUCACCACAACCCCAGCCAUGCACCAUGUCUCAUCACUAGCAUCCACCACACUAUCAACACCAGUCCUCUCUGGUGUCUCCCAGCCUGUCAUUGAUGUUGUCUCUGCCUGUGAGGACACACAGGGUUCUCCAAACUGUGACACAGACGCUGCUACACAGGAGGGCUCCGCACAUGAUGCUUUGCCCACUCCAGCUGCAGACAGCCGGUUGAGCAUGAUUACCGAUGAGGCCGAAAUUGGGGGGACGGAGUUACCAACUUUUAUCCCAGACACACAGUCACGAGAAACCACCACACAGACUCAGACUGAAGACUUUGAAGCAUCUGCCUCCGGAGAUGAAGCUUCAGGACAAGAUGAAGCUUCAGGACAAGACCCACCGGAGACACCUGGACUUACCAGCACACACCCACCGAUUUAUUCGACCCUUCACACCCAGCAGCCUCAACCUGCAGCAGGUACCGAAGUAACAGAAGUCCCUGAAGUUUUACAGGCUGUUGACACAGUUACAGAAACAGGCUCAGGUGCGGAGCAGCUGUCUGGAGAGAGGGAGGUUUCUGAGGAACAGCGCAAUCUGGUUGACCUUCCCAGAGAGGUUGCUGUUACUGUUUUACCAGCUGUGGUGGAAGUUUUAGAGCACACCACUCUCCCUACACACAUGAAGAACACAACCUCUGAAUCUAGCACAUCAAAACCCUUCACACAUCACUCCUCUGCUGUCACAGACGAUAAGAAACAUCCUGCUGUUACCGCUGAGCCUGCACCCACAACCUCUGAAUCUAGCACAUCAAAACCCUUCACACAUCGCUCCUCUGCUGUCACAGACGAUAAGAAACAUCCUGCUGUUACCGCUGAGCCUGCACCCACAACCUCUGAAUCUAGCACAUCAAAACCCUUCACACAUCGCUCCUCUGCUGUCACAGACGAUAAGAAACAUCCUGCUGUUACCGCUGAGCCUGCACCCACAACCUCUGAUGGCGACGACACGCACCCCACCAACCCUUACAGAGACCAGGCUCUACAGUCCACCACAAGUUCCUAUAAGUAUGUAAGCCAGCCAAUGCUGUCCACCACAUUGUACACAUUCGACCAAAGCACCCACUCCGUCCCCCAGUGGGCACUGUCCCCCGACCCAGCUGCCACCCCUCUCCCAGAGGAUGAUUUCGUGGAUUACGACAGAGAGAUUGUCCCUUCUCUGGUGGAGUCGCUGCCUCAGAUACCAGAAGAGACCAUGGCCACAGAGCAACCACAGGCUGGCACUGAUUCAGCUUACUCUGUGGAGGCCAGCACUGUGAAUGUCAGAGAUCUCCUACCGUGCUCAACUGGUGUGUGUCAGAAUGGAGGCUCCUGCUACAAGAGGGGAGCACAAGAUAUCUGCGUGUGUGCACCUGGAUACACUGGGCAGCACUGUGAAACAGAUGUUGAUGAGUGUCAGUCUAACCCGUGUCUGAAUGGAGCCACCUGUCUGGAUGGAGUCAACUCCUUCACCUGUCUCUGCCUGCCCAGCUACGCAGGAGAGCUCUGUGAACAAGACACUGAGGUGUGUGGAUUUGGUUGGCAGAAGUUCCAGUCCCACUGCUAUAAGUACUUCACACACCGUCGCACCUGGGACGCUGCUGAGAGGGAGUGUCGGCUGCACGGCGCCCACCUGGCCAGUAUCCUGUCACAGGAGGAACACCUGUUCGUCAACCGCCUGGGCAGCGAUUACCAGUGGAUUGGCCUUAAUGACAAGAUGUUUGAGAGGGACUUCAGGUGGACUGAUGGCCAGCCAAUGCAAUACGACCACUGGAGGCCGAACCAGCCGGACAGCUUCUUCCAGUCAGGAGAGGACUGUGUGGUGAUGAUUUGGCACGAGGGAGGACAGUGGAACGAUGUGCCCUGCAACUAUCACCUGACUUUCACCUGCAAAAAGGGAACAGUGUCAUGUGGACAGCCCCCUGUGGUGAAAGACACUCGAGUGUUUGGGGCCAUGAAGCCUCGAUAUGAGAUCAACUCCCUGCUACGCUAUCACUGUAAACAGGGUUUCAUCCAGAGACAUGUCCCUACGAUACGCUGCCGUGCAAACGGCCAAUGGGACACGCCCAAAGUCACCUGCACCAGCCCUGCAACUUACCACAAGUCAUUUGCUCCCCGGCACCGGAACAACAACAGCAGCAGCGAGCAACAAAACAGCCACCAGAACCAUCACAUUCAUCACAGCAAGAGUCCUCAGAAAGAAACUCAAAACCAAGAGCAACAGCAGAGUUACAGCAGCCUGCAGAGCUUCUGGAACCCUUUUCAGAAGCGAGUCCAGCAGCAGCUGAGGGAGAAGAGGGAAGUGCAUGUCCAAACACACAGGGAAGAUCAGAUGAGACACUGAUUCGGUUUGUGGCUUUUAUAAAUCAGCUAUGCUGCGGCAGCCAAUCACAGCAGGCCUGCCAUCACGGAGUCAUCGAUAGACAGAUAGAGCGGUGUACUGAACUGUCUAUCAAUGGCUCUGAAAAGAACAAGAGGGAUGUUUCACCAGCACAUUGUCCACAAACACUCCAGGAUCUGAACAGUAACACAAAUGAGAAGUUAGUAUAUUCAGCAAGUUAAAUCAGAUUAUAUCACACCUGCCUAUAAUGUCACAAUGUUCUUAACAGGAAGGUGCUGUAAUCACGUCACUGUGUGGUUAACUUAAUCGUCAGAUACCACACAGCUGGUCUGUGACAUCAGAUUUUGUUUCUGUGUUCACUUUCUCCUGAACCGACAGAGAAUCUGAACACACUUUGUCAACCCAGUGACGUGUGGGAAAUCUUAGUUUAAAGGUACCAUGUGUUUUUUGUAUUUUUAUGAACCAACAAAGAUAUAUAACAUAUUUAGAUAUAACAUAUUUACUUUCAUUGUUUCUCAACGAAAUGAGUAUGAUCUGUGAGGCCUAAUGCUAUAAACUAGAAGGGAAGGGAAUGGAUCUUAAAAAUUAGUUUUGGCUACUGCUUUGUUAAAAUAAGAGGUAAAAGAAUUGAGAUUUCCACUUGUGCCUAGCAGCUCUUAAAAAACCAAAAUGUCAGUGGUCGAGUUGUAUUGUGGGUAAUGUAGGCGUCAGGUUGUGGAAAAGACGAAUAAUACUAUUUACUGCAUAUAAAGAUGGACAACACGGGACGGGAAGUGUUAAUUUGUCCAGUAAAAUUGGAGUUGGUUAGUCAUUUGAUAAAAACAAGUUGAAACAUCAUGGUUGAAAGCUAAGACUGAAUCAUGGUUGGUUUAGCACAUGUAUCAAUGGGACACUUCAUCCCCAGAUUGCUAUGGCAUGUCUGUGGCUCCAAAUGGCCAAUAUGGUGGGGCGUUUGUAUCCGGGGUACUCUAGCUUCAUUUCUGGAUAGUGGGAGGAAGUGGGGACCCGUCAUCCAUCUGUAUGUACAGUCGAUGGUGUUAACCAUGCAGCAUGAAUGGAACAAUAGGUUUCCAUCCAAAUGUAGAGCAUGUAUUUGGAGAAAAUCUGCAAAAUAAAAAGGAAGUGAAUCCACAUUUCCACCAACACAGCUCCAACAAAGAAACCCACAUGAGAGAACAUGAUGUAAAUCUGACAUUCCUGUCAGUUUCAUACGAGGAAGGUUCCAGACUCCUCGUCGCUCCAAACACUUCUGUGGUUUUCCUCUCUUUAUGUACAUAUGUGUUUAUCUACAUAUCCACAUAGGUAGAUGGAAAUCCAGCUGAUGCAGAAGUGCAGUGUUACAUGAGUGAACUACCUAGGCUACCAAAACAGGGCCCAGUGAUAUCUUCCUCUGUGUCUGUAACCCUUCCCUUGUCAGGUUGUAGCAGCUCUUCGAAAGUCUUCUGACUGGUCUUCAGCUGUCUUGUCUUUGUUGGCGUAUUGCUGCAUUUCUUGGCACAUUAUCACUUCACUGUGACACAGAGACAAGAUGCUAACAUAACUCUGUAAACCUGUUGCUCCACAGUGCUAAUGCGCCACUAUUGGUCUAAAUUCACACAAGGUACCUUUAAUAUUGGGAAGAUUCUGCACAUAACUAAAUAAGCAGUAGUGUCAGUCUCAAAACCAAAACACACUAUUCAUUGAAAUAUUUGUGUUUUAUUUUAAUAUGAGCCCAGUGGUUUUGAGAAUAGUUAUAAUGUUAUUGAUAGACUAUAAAAAGCAUGAAUUCAUCACUUUAAAUUAUUAUCAUGAAACAUCUUCACUUUGUCUAGUUUUGGGCUGUGCUGCUUACUAUGACAAUUCUUUUUUACUGGUUUAUCUCCCUUGUAGUUUUUUUGUACAAAAUAUUUUAACACAGAAAAUGAUUUUUAAAGGAGAGAUGGGAGAUUUAAAGAGCGGCACACAGAGCUAAAGAGAGGUUAUGAAUGUGUGUGCUGUGGCUAUUAAUCAUAGGAUAUAUAAUAUAGAUACUAUAUAAAGCCAUAUGAAUUUAACUUAUUGUAUACUUUAAACCUAUGAAUGGACUGUGAUAUCAAAUGAAGGUCAUAGGAAGUAGUUCUGUUAUGAUGACUUCCUUUCUGUUUACUGUCAUGCUGUUUCUUGCGGAGAGAACUUCUCAUCAUUUACAUGAGUGGAUGUUCGCUGCGUCUGUUUAGCAACCUUAGCUAUUCCAGCUGUUGGGGCCUCUUAUUUUGCUGUGGGUAUUUUUGAGAGUAUCUCGCUUGAAAAUGUUCUACAUAGUUAUGCUGGGUUUUGUACGUGUUCUCAGCUACAUGUAGUUUGUUGCUUUCUGCUGCACAUGUGGAAACUGUGUUUUUAACUCAACUGAUAUGGGAAUGUGAAAAAGCCACGUAGAGGCAACUUAAACAUCAUCAACAAUAUUUUGUAAUUGAUCCUGACACAUUGUAGGUAGAUACAUUUUCCUUUUUAUAUAUUGUUUGUCUAUGUAUAUGCAUUUUUUAAAAGUUCUUUUUCUACUCUGUGUGGUUGAUCGGGUUUACUGUGUCUGUGGCACAAGAGCUUAUGUUUUAUGUUACUGUGUCUUUUUCCAGUCAAGUUACUGUAAAAUGUUCAUCAUCCUGGUUUCAUUGUCAUUGUCAGCUGUGUGUGCAAUAAUACCAACUCAUACCACAA
Molecule: messenger RNA, 7934 nt
Organism: Hippoglossus stenolepis (Pacific halibut)
Lineage: Eukaryota; Metazoa; Chordata; Actinopteri; Pleuronectiformes; Pleuronectidae
Product: versican core protein
Exons: 16
Coding region: 345-5264 (1639 amino acids)
Biological process (GO): cell adhesion
Molecular function (GO): hyaluronic acid binding; calcium ion binding
Source: RefSeq, a predicted model, not a curated record